UUUGCAAUCUUGAUGCCCAAACAAGAGUAUUUUACUAAUGCUUUCUACACGUUUGAUAUUGAUCAAAAUGAUCUUACUGCUGGCUUUUUUGGAAACUUGAUUGUACAAGUCAAUGCUUCUGUACCUGAUAUAAUCAAUAGUUUCUCAAAAAAUGUUACGAUAGAUAUAUAUAUUUCGGGAGCAAGAUCAUUUUGGAUACACAACACAGGACCCAUUAGCUGCCUCCCUUUAAUUUUGGCCAAUUUUCGGUCAGCUGAAACGGAUGCUUAUGAUUUUGCAAAGCCAUAUAAUGAAGUGGCUCAGUAUUUCAACCACAAGUUAAAGGAAGUUGUGGUUCUACUUCGCAAAGAUCUUCCUUUGGCUGCAAUCAUAUAUGUAAAUAUCUACUCUGUUAAGUACUCUCUUUUCAGCAACCCAAGGAAAUAUGGAUUUAGGGACCCCCUUGUAGCUUGUUGUGGCUUUGGAGGGAAGUAUAACUACAAUAAUGAUGUUGGAUGUGCAGAAACUAUAGAGGUCAAUGGAAGUAGAAUUUUUGUGGGUUCUUCUACAAGACCAUCUGUUAGAGUGGUAUGGGAUGGGAUCCACUACACUGAGGCAGCUAACAAGUUCAUCUUUAGUCAAAUUUCUACAGGAGCUUUCUCUGAUCCACCCCUUCCCUUGAAUAUGGCAUGUCACAAGUCAGUUGGGCAACCUUUUCUGGGACUUUCUUGCAACAAUUUGUUCCAAUUUUCAAACUUAUGGUCAAGAUAUUAA
Glycine soja is the source of this 753-nucleotide messenger RNA. RefSeq names its product esterase-like. The transcript has 4 exons. NCBI's taxonomy places the organism in Eukaryota, Viridiplantae, Streptophyta, Magnoliopsida, Fabales, Fabaceae. The record is from RefSeq and is a predicted model, not a curated record. Gene Ontology annotation, molecular function: hydrolase activity, acting on ester bonds. The annotation marks the transcript as partial.